Molecule: messenger RNA, 3067 nt
Organism: Nasonia vitripennis (jewel wasp)
Lineage: Eukaryota; Metazoa; Arthropoda; Insecta; Hymenoptera; Pteromalidae
Product: facilitated trehalose transporter Tret1
Exons: 5
Coding region: 867-2249 (460 amino acids)
Biological process (GO): transmembrane transport
Cellular component (GO): membrane
Molecular function (GO): transmembrane transporter activity
Source: RefSeq, a predicted model, not a curated record
UGCCGUCGUCGCCGGCGAGUUUUCCAUUCUCUCGCGGUUUUUUUUCUCUCUUAUUCACACGCGGACGCGUUGAUUGGGACGAUUUAUCUUGAAGGAAAAUAGUAUAAUAAAGGAAGCGUUCGCUCGGCUCGCGACUCGAGUUGACGGCUAAUUGCGGGCAAUUUAUAUACGCGCGCAUAAGCCUGUGUGCACGGAUCGAGAAAAUUUGUUUUCAUAGAACAGUCCGCCCGAGUACCGACGACGUCUGACGUAGGCUUCUCUUUUCGAGUUUUCCGCGGAAGGUACCUUACGGGAGAAUCGGCUUUUGUUCGAAAUCGAUAUGCGAUAAUCGGUAAUCUCCGCGGGUUUGUUUGCUCGAGCCAUGUGCGGCGCAGCGACGGGAUAAACGCUCCCGUGGAUUUCCGAUGCCGAGGCUAAUUUUUCGCGACGAGAUCAUCAGCCGAUGAGCCGCCGCUCUUUUAACCGUUGCAUCGGAGCCGCAACUGACGUCAAGAGUCCAGCGGGAAUCCGAGAGGAAGACUCGAUUAAAAGCAAUCGAUAUAAGCCGGAGGCGCAUGAAAAGAUCGUUUGCAUUCUCUCGCGCGCGAGAGACGUGAGGUAUCGUCGCAGCGACAAGAGAGCAGAGAGCGGACGUCAGAAGCAGUCCAUCUUCGCGGCUCAAUAGAUUUGCGCAGGAGAGAAGAGAAGAGGAUCCCGCGCGGGAGAAAAAUUAAGAGCCGCCGUGGCGCCGAUUGCGCUUUAGUUGGGACCGAGACGAGCCGCCGGAAGGAAUAUAGUACCAAAGCAGAAGAGGAGAGGAUCGAGGCGGACUUUUUUCUUUUUUCACUUGGAACUUUUGUUGGGAGUUGAGUCAAAGGACAUACAAGAUGGUUCAAGUGGCUUCCAAGACCUCGAGCUUGCGCAAGUUCUUUCCGCAGCUCGUUGCAGGAUUUGGUGUAACGAUGGUCCUGGUGCAACUGGGUAUAUCGAGCGGCUGGUCUUCGCCAUACCUGGCCCGGCUAACCGCGCCUGACUCGCCUCUACCCCUGACCUUGGACGAAGCCUCUUGGGUGGCCUCACUGCUUAAUCUGGGCCGUUUCGCGGGUGCCAUAAUCGGCGCCAUGUCGGUCAACUACCUCGGCAGCAAACGCGCCAUGUUCAUGACCCUCAUACCCAUCAGCAUGUGCUGGCUCCUCACGAUCCUGGCCAAGUCUGCAUCCUGGCUCUACGCCGCGAGGUUCUUCGGUGGUAUGGGACUCGGCAUGACCUACAGCUCGUUCCCGCUCUACCUGGGUGAAGUGGCGUUGCCCGAGAUCAGGGGCUCGCUCGUUUCGCUUGCCGCCUGCGGUGGAACUUUCGGCGUUCUGCUGGGAAGCGUGGCUGGGAGCUACUUGGACUUGGAGGUGUCGGCUGGGAUUUACCUGGCACCUUGUCUGGCGCUGAUGGUUCUGUUUGCUUGGCUCCCGGAGUCGCCCCAUCACCUCGUUAAGAUCGGCGAGUUCGAAGAGGCCAAGAAAUCCGUCGAGUUCUACCGGGCAGGCUGCCAAGUCGAGGAAGAGUUCGACGCCGUGAAGAAGUUCGUGUCGAACGCGAGCACGGAGACCUUCUCGGAAAAGCUCGCCGAGUUCCGACAACCGGCUCUCAUACGCGCUACCAUCCUCAUCAUCGUGCUCUGGGCGUUUAUGCAGAUCUGCGGCUUCAACAGCGUUCUGUUCUACAUGGAGAUCAUUCUGAAGCAGGGACAGUCUCACCUGAUCGAAGCCAAGGUCGUCGUCAUGUACGUCAGUGCGUCGGCCGUGCUCGCUUCGGUGGUCUCCAUAAUCAUGAUUGACCGAUGUGGCAGGCGAAUGCUCCUGAUAAUCUCGAGCUUGGGCGUCACCCUUUCGAUGGCGGGUCUCGGCACGCACUUCCACUUGAUCGAGUCGGGCUACGACGUGACUGAUCUGCAGUGGCUUCCAGUGGCCUCGCUCUUCCUCUUCGACAUCUCCUUCUUCGUGGGUCUCAUGUGCGUUCCUAGCGCAGUCCUCAGUGAGCUCUUCCCUACCAACGUCAAGUGCAUCGCUGCUUGUUUUGCCAGUCUCGCUGGUGCCAUCUUUGCCUUCAUUGCCACCAAGUCCUACCAACCACUGAUCGAGCUCAUAGGCCAGAGCAACGUGUUCUUCAUGCACGCGGUGUUGACGGUAUUGAUUGUUCCCUACGCUUUGAUCUGCAUGCCCGAGACCAAAGGCAAGACGUUGCAGCAGAUCCAGGACGAUCUAGUCAAGCGAUGAGAGGAACGGCAGGACCAUUUUGAGAUUUCGUUGGCGCUGUGCGUAUUCUGAAGAGGAAACAGAGCGUACGAGAAGGUUUUUUUGUAUUGCGAUGGAGCCUUUAAAUACUCUUUGUUUGGUUGAUGGAAGGCCAGUCGAUUCAUAGACUUUAUUAUUAGAGAGUAGAAUUGCAUGUGUAUGUACAAAUAUGUGCCAACGUCUCGGCGUAAUGGAAUACGUUACGACUAGCUAGACCGAUUACAGUUCCAAGUUGUUGGAUUGCUUUCCAUCGACAGCUUGGAUCAACGAUUAUUAUGAUUUUUUUUUCAAAUUGACGUAUUUUUUAUUAAUCCCGUUACGAAUGGUUUUCAAGAAUUGUUCGAUUUCUUGUAUAACGGCAUUGAUAAUUUUCAAUACGCAUUUUCCGCUAUGUCGAAUAGGAAUUUAAUGAUUGCUUAGAAGCAAGUCGUAGAUGUAAAAUUCUAGAUAAAAAAGGAGAAUUAUAAGAGACUUUGUUGCGUCAAUUUGAAAGGAGUAGUUUUAAGUCUAUUUCUAUAGUAAGCGAUUAUGCACAUCAAGAUGAUCAUUAGUGCAGAAUUCAAGUUAUUAUCUGAAAUUAUUUAGUUUCUUAUCCACAUGUAUAAGUAUCGUUUCCCUGGUAUAGUAGGGAUGAACCCGUUGAUUAAGUAUAAAUUUGUUUGUUUAAAUCUAGUUGACAAUUAGGAAUGACUGCUGAUGUAUGGAUGCUUGUUUUUAACUUAUUUUUAUAGUAAUUUAUACGAUGUGACGUGUGACAUCUAAUAUAUUCAACGAUAAAAUAAAAAGCUAUUGAACCAACA